AUGAUUAACACGAAAAGCAGCCGAUCUCACACAUCGGAAACAACAUCAACAUCAACGGUCACGGAAACAACAAGAUCCGGAUCAGAUCAUUCCAGUACUAACAAGUUAAAGGAUUUCGAAGAAACUUUUUCCAGCACAACGUCAAACACUUCAACGUCAUCAUCUCAAGAUGGCAGAGGUGGAGAACUUGCUAACACUUGGUACGACGGUUUGAAUUCUCCAUUGAUCCAAGAUCAGGGUGAUAACAAAAUGUUGAAAUUAAGAUUUGACGUGAGUCAGUAUCAGCCGGAGGAAAUUGUCGUCAAAACUGUCGACAACAAACUCUUGGCGGCGGUGGUAGAAAGAACGGUUUCCGUUAAAGAUUUUCCGAAACCGGAAAUUCCACCUUCUGGUUUCACCUCGGUGUCGUCCUCUUCGGGCCUGGGUUGUGACGUCAUGGAAUUUGAAAAAUUUUUGUUAAAAAAAGAGGACAAGACAGGCGGGGGAGGGGGAAAGAAAUGA
Molecule: messenger RNA, 501 nt
Organism: Pediculus humanus corporis (human body louse)
Lineage: Eukaryota; Metazoa; Arthropoda; Insecta; Psocodea; Pediculidae
Product: heat shock protein, putative
Exons: 3
Coding region: 1-501 (166 amino acids)
Source: RefSeq, a predicted model, not a curated record